AGCUUCGAAUUGGAAAACGUGUUACAGAACCAUCCAGAACGAAGAAUUGACUUCGUGUCAUAUAAAAGUCUAGUUGACAUAACAAAAAGCAUCAAACGAGUGCUUUAGUAACUGUGCAGUAUUAACAAGCCCUUCCUUAUCUCUUACACAAUGUCUCCUAGUCUUGCCUAUGCAUAUUUUAUACUGUGCAUUAUCAGCUCUCUAUCCUAUGUCACCAGUGCAGCAUCAAGUAAUUGCCAAGGUUGUGUGCAACUCGAUUCCUACUCUUUUGAAAAGGUUGUUUCUAAAUUCAAAGCUGCCAUUAUCAAGAUUGAUGUUGCAUAUCCCUAUGGAGAAAAACAUGAGCAAUUCGGGAAAUUGUCAGCUGCCUUGUCUGCCAAUCCAGAUAUUCUAGUUGCUGAAGUUGGAGUAAAAGAUUAUGGAGACAAAGAAAAUGUAGAUGUAGCUGAACGAUACAAGAUAGUCAAAGAAGAUUAUCCUGUCAUGCUGUUGUUCCAACAAGGAAAAACUGAACCAAUAAGAUACCAGGGAGAAUUCAAACUCGAUGUGAUGCAACGAUUCGUUAGUUCCACGAGUGGCUUGUGGAUCGGCUUACCGGGAUGUUUGGAAGUAUUUGACGGACUGGCGAACCGGUUUGUAGCCGCUUCAAACCCUUCCGACCGGAAAGAAAUUCUACGCCAAGCUGAGGAUGAAUGGGACAAGGUUUCAUUAACCAGUGAAAGGAAAUCAGCUGAAGUCUACGUCAAGGUUAUGCGCAAAAUGCUAGAGAAAGGCAACGAUUUUCUUGGAUCUGAGCUGUCUCGAGUGGACACUCUACGGAAAGGCAAAUUGUCCAAGGAAAAGAAAGACGAAAUGGAUAGACGCCUCAACAUUCUACAGUCAUUCCAGAUGGCAAAUCCAACAACUAACGUCGAACUGUAAUGUCCGACAAAAAACGCCUCAUCCGUCAUUCGAUACGUGCCAACUACGGCCAAUGUCGUUCAGUGCGAGCUCUUACCCAGCAAUUGCAUUCAAAGCAAUGCGUCUCGUUUUUUUUCCUUUUGAAAAAAUUUUAUUAUUUUUUUUUUGUUCUAAAUUUUAUUGCCCAAUACAGCUACUUGGUUCGUCUUGUA
Molecule: messenger RNA, 1112 nt
Organism: Daphnia magna
Lineage: Eukaryota; Metazoa; Arthropoda; Branchiopoda; Diplostraca; Daphniidae
Gene: wbl
Product: endoplasmic reticulum resident protein 29
Exons: 3
Coding region: 151-921 (256 amino acids)
Biological process (GO): protein secretion
Cellular component (GO): endoplasmic reticulum lumen; endoplasmic reticulum
Source: RefSeq, a predicted model, not a curated record